Molecule: messenger RNA, 1684 nt
Organism: Colletes gigas
Lineage: Eukaryota; Metazoa; Arthropoda; Insecta; Hymenoptera; Colletidae
Product: CUE domain-containing protein 1
Exons: 5
Coding region: 485-1198 (237 amino acids)
Molecular function (GO): ubiquitin binding
Source: RefSeq, a predicted model, not a curated record
GAUCCGUUACGGCGUGGGUUUCGCUGCGCGCGUCGUACAGUACGUUGGUAACACGCAAGAGUAUAGAUUUAUUACAAUGCCGUUGCUCCAUGUUCAUCGUUAAAAUGAAAAGAUAAAAUGACGAGUUUGUUUUCUAUAAUAUAAAUAAGAAAGGAUCUGCCGAAGUUUGACAGUUGACAAGUCUUCCUUUACUGUUAUGAAACGGUAUUGUCGGAUCUCGAAUGCUACAUUCAAUAAUAUGCAUGGACAAUUUAUGUAAUUUAAUGGUAUAUAAUAAUAUUAAUUAAUUACGAUGUAUAAUAAUAUAAUCGAUUAAGCGAGAAAGUAUUGUAAAAUGUAAAUUAUCAUUCAAACUAAGUAAUAUAACGUGGAUAUAGUAAUCGAAAACUGAUAUCGUUAUGGACAACAAUUUAUCUACUCAUGUUUUCGAAACAUUUUAAUUUCGUAAUUUGUUAAGAUUAGAAAUUUUGUAAUAAUUUAAGAAAUGGCUUCUGCUAUGGAACAACAACAGCAAACCACCUUAGAAUUUUAUCAGGCUAUGGCUGAUUUUAAAAAUAUGUUUCCACAAAUGGAUGACGAUGUGAUCGAGGCUGUAUUAAGAUCUAAUCAAGGGGCCGUGGAAACAACGAUCGAUCAAUUACUUGCUAUGAGUACCGACAAUGAAAAUGAAAAAAUCAGAAGCGAAUUAGAACAAAAUGAAAAAUCACCAAGUACCUCUAAAUCACCAAAAAUAGAUGCUGCCAAAUCUUUAAGGAUUAUACAUAAAUGGCAACCUGCUUUACUAGGACCAUUACCGGAUACAUUUCUUAAACUUUCCCAAGUUCCGAAAGAAAAUGUUGAUUCGUCGUAUUUAACGGAUUACUCUAUGCUGGAAGAUGAGAGCAUCGCCAUGUUUCUUCAGAACGAAGAAUUCAUGGCUGAAUUACGUUGGAACGAAGAUUUCUUAUCAACCUUGGAAAGUGAUACAAAAAUACCAGGAACGAAUCUUGAAAAAUGCAGUGGUCAGGUUGGUCACGACGAUGAAGACCUUUUUAAAGAAAGGCUUAAAAAUAUGGGCAAAAUGUCUCGGCGUAAGUUUGCACAACUUACCAAAGUGUUUACACGUAGUAAAAAACGCGGUGGCCGGCAACUAUUACCACCAACAGCUUCUUGCGAUGACUUACUGGAUCCUGAGGAGUCAUCUAGAUCUCAGUCUUAAAAAUUUUAGCAUCUUUCUUAUUUUAUCUAAGAAAGACAAUUUCAGCGUGUAUUAUCCAAAAGCAACAAAGAAGCAUAUCUAUAUCGAUACGAUUAAAUGAAAAAUAACAAGGAAAAUUUAGAUUGGAAUCGUUUUGCUUAUAAAACCUGUGUAAACUAGAAAUUAAUUAGCAAUUCACGUUUACGUUAUACGCGGUAAUUAUGCACCGAUACUUAUUGGAUUGCUUGGAUAUGAUUUGACAGACUUCAAACUCGGAAAGAUCAAAAAACGUAGAAUAUAAAAACAGUAUCCUUCGAUAUUCUAUAAAAGAAAAUGGAAAGCUGCAAAAUAUUUCGUAUUUUAAUAACUUACUACAGAUAAGUACACACUUAGAUAGUAACAAUAAUUACUACAGUUAUACUAUUAAGAUAAAAAUCUGUGAAGCUUUGAUAAAACAAUUAUUUUUUCUGUUACCACAAAAUGGUGACGGUUAUUUGAAAUUUUAUG